AACUAUUGCUAUUUCCCAACGGUAUUCUCUCUCUAAAACGACGUUUACCGCCUUACCGGAGAAGAAGACUGAAGAGUGAGAAACUCUCCGGCCGCCUCACCGGAGAAGACGACUGAAGACUGAGAAACUCUCCGGCCGCCGUUCAAAUGCUCUCCGAACUCCAUCGAUUCUACGUCCUCUGCCUCUUCCUCCUUCCGUUCCAUGUGAAUUCACAGAUUACAUCAUUGGAUCGAGAUAUCCUCCUCAACCUCAAGCAACAAUGGGCCAAUCAAUCAGACCUAACGUCGUGGAACUCAUCAUCAUCACCGUGCGAUUGGCCAGAGAUCCUCUGCAAUGGAGGCGUUGUAACUGGAUUACUCCUUCGUGACAAGAACAUCACCGAACCGCUACCGCAGACGAUAUGCUUUCUUCGAAAUCUUACAUUCCUUGAUCUCUCGUAUAACUACAUUCCAGGUGAGUUUCCGAAAUCUCUGUAUAAUUGCUCGGAACUUCAAUAUCUAGAUCUAUCGCAGAAUUACUUUGUUGGCACAAUUCCGGAUGAUAUUAACCGGAUCUCGUCCAAGCUAUGGUUUAUUAGCCUUGGCGCUAAUAAUUUCUCUGGAGAUAUUCCUUCUUCCAUUGGCUUAUUGCUGGAGCUUCGAGUACUCCAUUUAUAUAAAAACGAGUUCAAUGGUACAUUUCCGUCUGAUAUCGGUAACUUGUUGAAUCUGGAGAAUCUAACAAUGGCGUAUAAUGGUAAGCUUUUGCCGGCGGUAAUACCGCCGGAAUUUGGAAGAUUAAGUAAGCUGAAGCAGUUAUGGAUGACUCAAAUGAAUUUGAUCGGUGAAAUUCCUGAAACUUUUGAGAACUUGUCGAGUCUCGCUUCAUUAGAUCUCUCUAGAAACAAUUUAAAUGGAGAGAUUCCACGUGGUUUGCUUUUACUGAAGAAUCUGAGUUACCUGUAUUUGUAUAGGAAUCAAUUGUCUGGUCAAAUUCCUUCAAUGAUCGAAUCGAUCAAUUUGAUGGAAAUCGAUCUGUCGAUGAACAAUUUGACAGGUCCGAUACCGGAAAAUGUAGCAAAUCUGCAGAAAUUGGAACUUCUUCAUCUCUUCUCCAAUAAUCUAUUUGGAGAGAUUCCAUCAGCCAUUGCAUUGAUUCCUUCUCUCAAACACCUCCGUCUGUUCCAGAACAAUUUCACCGGCAAUCUACCGCCGGAACUUGGACUCCACUCUCAGCUUCAAGCUCUUGAAGUUUCAGAGAACAGUUUCACUGGAAAUUUACCGGAAAAUCUCUGUAAAAGUGGAACUCUGACUGGUGUGGUGGUUUUCUCCAACAAAUUGACUGGUAAAGUGCCUGAAUCACUUGGAAGUUGCCCUAGUUUACGAACGGUGCAGUUAUACGGGAACAAUUUCUCCGGAGAGGUGCCACAAGGCCUCUGGAUAUCCAAGAGUCUAUACAGCUUGAUGCUGAGUGAUAAUUCUUUUACUGGGCGGCUACCGGAGAAAGUUGGAAUGAAUUUAUCCCGGUUAGAGAUUAGCAAUAACUUUUUCUCCGGCGAGAUUCCAACAGGUAUUUCAUCUUGGUCUAAUUUGAGUGUGUUCUUGUCAAGUAACAAUCGUUUUUUCGGUCAAAUCCCCUUAGAAUUAACAAAUCUUUCUCACUUAAUCACACUUUCACUUGAUGGGAAUUCCUUUUCUGGAGAAAUCCCAUUAAAGAUCAUUUCUUGGAAUUCUCUAACAAGUCUAAACCUCGCUAGAAACAAUCUCUCCGGCCAAAUCCCAUCAGUUUUUUCUUCUCUUCCAGAUCUUCUAGUUCUCGACUUAUCAGAAAAUCAAAUUUCAGGACGAAUACCACCUGAAUUAGCUAAACUAAAGUUAACCACCUUAAACCUUUCAUCUAACCAUCUCUCAGGAAAAAUUCCAAAUGAAUUCGAUAACUUGGCAUACGAGAAUAGCUUCUUGAACAAUCCAAACCUAUGUUCCAUCAAUCUCCAUACAUGUUCAUCCAAAACCCGUCACACCAACCACUUAUCAUUCAAAAUCCUAGCCGUGGUUCUCGUCCUAUCCAUCACCCUUCUACUCCUAACUAUCUUCUCAACGAUCAGAUUGCUCAGAAUCCACAAGAAGAAGAAGCUCAAACGAGAUUUAGGCCUCUGGAAGCUCACAUCAUUCCAGAAGCUAGAUUUCACCAAAGCGAACAUUGUCUCAUGCCUAACCGAAUCCAAUUUGAUCGGUAGUGGAGGAUCAGGGAAAGUAUAUCGUGUACAAACCAGCUGCCCGGGGAAUUACGUUGCAGUGAAGAGGAUCUGGACUGGGAAAAAUAUUGAUCAACAAUUGGAGAAAGAGUUCUUGGCUGAAGUUGAGGUAUUGGGUAAAAUUCGACACUCGAAUAUAUUAAAGCUGAUGUGUUGCAUUUCGAGGGAGGAAUCAAAAUUGUUGGUUUAUGAGUUCAUGGAGAAUAGGAGUCUUGAUCAAUGGUUACAUGGGAAGAAGAAAGGAUUGAUAUUGAAUAUUGUUAAUUUGGAUUGGAAGAGGAGGAUGAAGAUUGUAAUGGGAACAGCUCAAGGGUUGUGUUAUUUGCAUCAUGAUUGUUGCUUACCGAUUAUACAUAGGGAUAUUAAGUGCAGCAAUAUUCUCUUGGAUGCUGAUUUCAAUGCUAGGAUUGCUGAUUUUGGACUUGCUAAGAUCUUGGCUAAGGCUGGUGGAGAAGAUGAUUCGGUUUCUUCUAUUGCUGGUUCUUUUGGCUACAUUGCUCCAGAAUGUGCAUACACUACAAAAGUGAACGAGAAGAUUGACAUAUACGGAUUCGGAGUGGUGCUAUUAGAACUAGUGACGGGCAAAGAGGCGAGCCAAGGAGAUGAGAACUCGAAUCUAGUUGAAUGGGCAUGGAACCAACACGGUGAAGGAAUACCCGUGGAGGAAAUACUAGACGAGAGUGUUAAGAAACAAUGUUAUCUAAAGGAAAUGUCACUCGUUUUCAGCCUUGGGCUUGUAUGCACCAGCACAUUACCAUCUUCCCGACCUUCAAUGAAGGAGGUCCUACAAGUGCUCCGUCGUUGUAAUGGUGGCUUAUCGGGUGGGGACAACAACGUGAGAGUCGAGCGCGAUGUUUCGCCACUCCUUGGUAGUGGAAAGUAUGUAUCUGCCUAUAAUGAUCGUAACAACCGGACUAAUGAAGAUUAGUUGAAGUGCAUGCUAGUUGUAUUUAUAUAUAUAUAUAGUAUAGUUUGGAUAAUUGAAACUUUUUUAUUUGUAUUUUUAUAUAGUGAAUGUAUGAAGAAAGGCUUGAUACUUGAUAUCAAUUCAUACAAUCAAACCCAUUAUCAUAUUCUUAGACUAUGAUCCAAUAGAAUGAAGAAAAUGAACUUUUUAUUAUU
Messenger RNA from Impatiens glandulifera, 3355 nucleotides. Its product is annotated as receptor-like protein kinase HSL1. NCBI's taxonomy places the organism in Eukaryota, Viridiplantae, Streptophyta, Magnoliopsida, Ericales, Balsaminaceae. Bases 147 to 3161 code for a protein of 1004 amino acids. The transcript is spliced from 2 exons. The record is from RefSeq and is a predicted model, not a curated record. Gene Ontology annotation, biological process: protein phosphorylation. Gene Ontology annotation, molecular function: protein kinase activity; ATP binding; protein binding.